Molecule: messenger RNA, 561 nt
Organism: Vespa mandarinia (Asian giant hornet)
Lineage: Eukaryota; Metazoa; Arthropoda; Insecta; Hymenoptera; Vespidae
Source: RefSeq, a predicted model, not a curated record
AUGGCAAAAAGAAAAUUACCGAAAGAAGUGUAUCAUGAAACUGAAAAUAGCGAUGAAGAGUUUUCUUUUGACUUCUUAAAUACUGACUCUGAUAUAGAAAUAAUAUCCAGCGACAGUGAAGUAGAAGAAAAUGAUGAAAAUGAGAAUAGUAGUAUAAAUGAAUUUACUACCUGCAGAGACGUUACGCACAAAGAUCAAAAAUCGCCACAAUCAAAAAUUAAUUUUUCAACGGGAUCUAAAAUUGUUGGACCUAAUGUACUUAUACAUUGCACGGAAUCUAUCGACUUUUUCAGACUCUUUUUCACAGAUAUACUGCUUGAAAAAAUAGUAUUAAAAACAAAUAAAUAUGCAAAAAAUAAAAUAGAACAGCAGAACUUAUCUAAUCGAUCAACAAGGAACAACUGCGUCGAUGUGACGAAAGAAGAAUUAACAGCUUUUGUGGGCGUAAUCCUUAACAUGGGCAUUAUAUCAAUUCCUAAUAUGAAAUGUUAUUGGACUAAGGAACAUGCUGGAAACAUACCAUUUUUUGGAAAUAUAUUUCGAAGGGAAAGAUUUCUUUAA